Molecule: messenger RNA, 2214 nt
Organism: Pyricularia grisea
Lineage: Eukaryota; Fungi; Ascomycota; Sordariomycetes; Magnaporthales; Pyriculariaceae
Exons: 2
Coding region: 1-2214 (737 amino acids)
Source: RefSeq, a predicted model, not a curated record
AUGCUCAGCGGCUCGCUUCCGCACAUCUCCGCUCAUCGACGACAGGUCUCGCCUUCCAUCUUCAACGGUAGCCAGACUGAGAACCUUGGCUCGGAAGUCCAUACGCCAGCCCAAGCUGACAGCGCCGACGAGAACGUCGAGCCAAGGCCCGAGGCCCUAAGACGUGUUUCGGCAUCCAAUUUACAGCCGGCGUCUGGCGCGGCGGAAGCUCACAGCGACGACGAGAUUGUGUCGUGUCAGUUACCACCGAACCACUUGACCAAAGAGAAGAGGAUUAGUCUGAAGCUUCGCAAUCAGCUGAGAUCCACCCCCACACCGACCCAGCUGCGUCAAGUACAACCUAGCUCCAAUAGCCAGGAAGAAGGGUUGCCAAAUCCUUUGCAAUGGAGCACCACCAGAAAUGUAUCCAGAUCCAGCAACGGAUCACCGCGCCCAUACAAAUUUCUACUUGAUAAUCCAUUUCCAUCUCUCGAGUCUCUCACCCUGAGCGGUGGCAACGUCGAGAACCUUCUGAACAGUGAGGUUCCCUGGACUGUCGGGCGCUCCUUCAGACAUGGGUCACUCGAGUUGGACUAUUCCAGUCGAGACGCUACCUGCGCCGCGGUCAGAAGCACAUCGUCCUCAUAUCCAACCGAGGGUCAGCAUUCCUCCGACGAGACUGCCAGCCCUCCGCGCGGGUCGUUACGUGAUCGGUGGUUUGUGUCGUUAGGCCGGUUCAGCAAGCCAUAUGGUAGACUUUCAUUGCUCUUUAGGACAUCGUCCUCCUCAGGAUAUGGCCAAAAGGCACAGGAAACAUCGGACGAGGAGAACAAAUCUAAACAGGAUACGGUCACCACAGUAGAUAGUUCUGACGAUGUUUCCACAACCUCAGCUGACGAACCCAAAGACAACGCUAUCUCCCGAACCGAUGAGACGACAACUGCUGGCAAUUGCAUAUCGAUUCACCAUGUCCCCGAGGUACAAGAGAUUGCUUCUCUAUCCCUGGAUGUGUAUAGACCUUUCCCCAAGGUCGAGCCUCCAAUGAGGAAUAUGGAAGUGGUGACUCCUCGGAAACUACAGAGAAGCAGCAUCCAUGGGAAUCUUUUCGAAGGCUUUGAGAAAGUCGACCUUGAUGCAACUGCUGUUUCAAGGGAACCGCUCUUCGGGGCUUCUCUCCAAACUAUGGACUGCACAUCGCAUCAGGGCAGCAGAUCCGCCUCCGAUAGUGCUACCACCAUUCAGAAGAGUGAUGGAAAGCUCAUCAUGAAAAAUCCAUCCGAAACCAGUCUAAAGUGCGAAACUCAAAGUCGCUCUGACAGUCGACGCCUGCGGGGCGGCGGGCUAAAGAAGCUCAAACUCAAGCUGGAAAACAGCCGGCUGGGCAGAUACUAUCGCCACAAAAUGCGAAGAUGUAAUUCGCAUGAAAUCGAUAUAUCUGACGGUCAGAAACGGAAAUGCACGAUGCGCAAGGAAAAAGUACACUGGUAUAAGCCAUGGCGUCGCAUGAAAUGGUUCAAGGGCGCACAGUACCGCAAGGGACCCAGGCCAGCCCACGGUACUCCAAGGACCCAGAGCUCUGGUGACGGAGCCUUUGAAUAUGCAAUCAUGCACUCAAGCGAAGAGUCAAAGGGUGUGCAGACAAGUACCCAGAGGCAGGGCUCCCGGUUUCGGACAGAAUUUGAAGAAAACAGAGGGCUAUUGAUAAACCAAGAGGCAAAUGAAGGCGCGUUGCAUCGUGCGACCUUUCUGACAGGCAUGGGCAUUCAUCUUGAGCAGAUUGUUGAGGUGUCAUCCGAGUUUGAGCGAAGCAUACAAGAAGAAGCAGUUGGUACUACUACGCCGGAGGCUUCCCCUCAUGAGCAGCAACCAUCUCACCCUCUUGCACGGAGUUCGGAAAUGCUCGAUACUGAGAACACAAGAGUAGAUGAGCCACCGGCUUCAAAUGUCUUGGGCGAGCAAACGGAUUCGAAAGUUCAAAUUUCGUUGGUUCCGGGGUUGACCAGUGCUGAUACACCUGUUUCUGGAAUUCAAGGGGCUGCAACGCCAAGCCGGUCUGGUUCUCGAGCCGCUACUGAUGCGAGCACGGGAAUCGACAGCCUAAUGAAUGAGGACAAUUUCGACGACGAUGCUGACUACUUGAUUUCAACUGAUUCCAUCAACUCAGCCGUUUUCCCCUUGUCAGAGCCCAUUCGUGAGCACAAUGGUAUGGCUGUGGGUUCAUCUUUGACGGUGUGA